UCUUGAUUCUUCUUCUUCUCUCUCUCUCUCUCUCUCUCAGACUGUAUUUCUGUUUCUCUUUCCUUGGAUUUCAAUUCCAAAGUAUCUGCAAACGAUAUUUCCUUUUCACGGGCUAUCGGAUUGUGGAAUCUGUUCUCUCAGAGGAAAUCCGAGGAAUCUAAAAAACUCUCCGAUUCCGAUUCUCCAUAGGAAUUUGUUCCCGAGAUAUUUCCAACGCUCUGCUGAGUUAAACGCUAAUUCGUUGAGAGAGGACUCGUUCUGAUCUUGUGGCAAUGGCUGUUCAGCAGCGAAAUGAAGGAACUGCAUCAAAUUCGUCUAUUGUGGCUGGUAACUACCGCGCUGAUGGUUUUGCUCAGUCUGAAACAGUGGUCCUACAUUCUUUCGGGAAUUACAAUAUGGCUAAGGUAAGGAAGCCUUAUACGAUUGUAAAACAAAGAGAAAAAUGGACGGAAGAAGAGCAUGAGAGGUUUCUUGAAGCCUUAAAGCUGUAUGGUCGCGGUUGGCGCCAAAUUGAAGCACAUGUAGGCACCAAAACUGCGGUUCAGAUUCGAAGUCAUGCUCAAAAAUUCUUCUCUAAGGUGGUCCGGGGAUCUGGUAGUAGCACCGGAAGCUUCAUUGAACCGGCUGAGAUACCUCCUCCAAGGCCGAAGAAGAAACCCUUGCAUCCUUAUCCUCGUAAAUCAGCUGAUUCUCUUAAUGGAGUAUCAGUUACAAAUCAAUGUGAGAGGUCUCCAUCUCCAAAUUUGUUGGUGACUGAGAAAGACACCAGUUCUCCCACGUCUGUUUUGUCUGCAGCUGGGUCAGAUUCAUUGGGGUCUGCAGUUUCAGAGCAGCACGGCAUUUGUCUUUCGCCCACUUCAUCUCCAAAUUUGUCGGUGACUGAGAAAGACACCAGUUCUCCCACGUCAGUUUUGUCUGCAGCUGGGUCAGAUUCAUUGGGGUCUGCAGUUUCAGAGCCGCACGGCGUUUGUCUUUUGCCCACUUCAUCUCCAAAUUUGUCGGUGACUGAGAAAGACACCAGUUCUCCCACGUCAGUUUUGUCUGCAGCUGGGUCAGAUUCACUGGGGUCUGCAAUUUCAGAGCAGCACAGCGUUUGUCCUUCGCCCACUUCUUGCACAACUGACAUGCACUCAAUCGGCUCAUCACCUUUUUCAUCAACCCUGGAGAACUUUUUUUCCAUGAAAUUUGAGUUAGCUUCCAAGGACACUUUAAGUACCAAAGGAGAUGAAGCCAUUGUAGCACCUGUGAAAAGUAUCAAGCUUUUUGGAAGAGAAGUUUUGGUGACAGAUUCCCAGAAACCAUGUUCUCCAGGUGCAGAGAAUACAGAGAAGCAUCUUAAACCAUUACCGUUAGUCGCACAUUUACCACCUGAAAUAGUUGAUUGUAAUUGGAAAUUAUUGCCAUGUCGAGCCCCUGUUAGAUCUGUGGAACAUCCCAAAGUAAACGCCAACUCUGCAGAAGCCAACCCUUAUGCUUCUCUGCCAUGGUGGACUUUGUGCCCAGGCAUGCCAUUUUAUUACCUCCCCCUUGUUCAAAGACCAACAGAUUCUUUUGUGGAAGAAAAAACAGAUAGGGAUAUUCUGAAGGAAAGAUCUUGUCCCAGUUCGAAUUCUGCAUCGGUUAGUGAAGCGGAAAACGGAGAGAAGAACUUAGACGGUGUUGAUUCUGAGUGUCAAGAACGCCUCCAUAAGGGGAGCAUUAGCCCCUGCAAGUCUAUGAAAGGAUUUGCUCCCUACAAAAGACGUGUAGCAGAGAGGGAUAGAAACUCAUCAGUGGUUGUUUUGGAGGAGAGGGAGGGACAAAGAGCUCGAGUUUGCUUAUAGCACCCUCCUCCACUUCCAACUCCAUUUGACCUACAUGUAGCUCUAGCUAAUUUAGGUCGUUUGAGACAGGAAUUAGUCGUUUUACUUCCUUUGCCCCUGUUCUCCACAAGAGCUCCCUUCAACUCACCUUCUAUCUUGGUAUCCAAAGGAUAUUCUAGAAAACAGUGUGUUACUUUGUAGCAAUCUUUGUAAUAUUGUGUCUGGAUUCAUUCUUUCAAACACGAUAACUGUUGGUAAUUAAUCGAAUACCGAAUGAUAAUCAUAUCAGUCUUAUCAGACUUUGUGAUAAUA
This is a messenger RNA of Alnus glutinosa, 2114 nucleotides long. Its product is annotated as protein REVEILLE 7-like. The coding region runs from base 273 to 1823 and encodes 516 amino acids. Gene Ontology annotation, molecular function: DNA binding. The record is from RefSeq and is a predicted model, not a curated record. Lineage: Eukaryota; Viridiplantae; Streptophyta; Magnoliopsida; Fagales; Betulaceae. The transcript is spliced from 7 exons.